This is a messenger RNA of Oldenlandia corymbosa var. corymbosa, 507 nucleotides long. Lineage: Eukaryota; Viridiplantae; Streptophyta; Magnoliopsida; Gentianales; Rubiaceae. The record is from the annotation of a GenBank genome assembly.
AUGCCUCCUAAACCAACCAGUGGAAGGAAUCAACAAGUAGAGGAGCCCGAAGCUGCCUCUAGCAAUCCAGCCAUGGAUGAUAUACAAAGAACCUUGAACCAACUUGUUGGUAGCAUGAGAGAGUUGUUUGAUGCAAAUAGAGAAAUUAGAGAGGAGAUGCACACUUUGAAGGAAGAAGUGCAAAUUGAUGAAAGUGAUGAUGCAAUGGAGGCACGGUUUAUAAGGGGUUUAAAUAGGAAUAUUAGAGACCAAGUGGAGAAUGAAGCAAUGAAGUGCAAUUCAUUAGAAGAAGUUGUUGCUUUUGCUGAUUUGAUUGAGAAACACUUGAAGGAGAAAGAGAGCCGUUCUAGGUUCACUCCGGGAGGCUCAACCAGCAAACCAACACCACCAAAGAAGCUAAUGCCGAGUUCUUCCACCAGUCAACCCAAGAUAGUUGUCAAGCCAACCGUGAAUAACCUACCAAAGAAGGUGAUCACUCCACCUCAAGGACAAGAAAGAAGAGUUUAG